CUUUCCCGGUAUUCUGCUUAAGCGGAAGUGCCUUGUGGUAAUUUGGUUGCUUCGUUUGCUUUCCGUCAAUCUCUGUGCAUAAGAGUAGGCGAUUCUGUCUUCUUCAUCCUCUCGACUUCCUUUCUGAAGAAACCAAACGACUCCAUGACAGACAAAGAGAUGUACUUCGCUUUCGGUUCGAACAUGAACCCAGACCGUAUGCGGGAUCGUAAAGCCUUCUUCACCGCUCGAGUUGGAGCUAAAUUGCUCGACUACAAGAUGACUUUCUCUUUUAGGAGACCGGAUGGGGGUGGCUCUUGUAACAUUAGACCAGAGAAAGAUUCAGUGGUUCAUGGAGUUUUGUACACUCUUGACGCGGGAGGGUUAGAUAAACUGGAUGUUUUUGAAAAAGUCUCAGAUGGAUGGUAUCGUCGAGAACGAGUGACAGUUGAGAAUUCUGCGGGCGAAAAAGUGAACGCGACAACUUAUAUUGUAACAGAGCAGUUUUAUCAAGAGGGAUUAGUUCCAUACAGAGAUUACUUAGAACAUUGCUUGGCUGGCAAGGAUGUUUUGCCGGCAGAAUACUACAAUUUCUUAGAAUCAUUUAAGAAAGUCUGCAAGGAAUAACAACAUGGAACACUAGAAAUUGGGACCCUGAUAGCGUUUUCACCUUUUAACUUAUUCUUGUGAAAUGAAAUUUGUGUUUCAUAGACUGCGUGGGAUGUUUUGAUGUUAAGAAUACGAUUUUUAUUGAAAUGAAAUAAGGUAGGAAAGGAAGAAAAUUAUUUUAUCUCUGGUCUCCAUCAUUGCCGUGGAAGACCUUUGUUUAUAUUUUUAUGUCAAUUAUUCAUUUUGCCUAUGAUAGCAGUGAAGCAGGUGGUUGGCAUGGGUUGGGUUAAAAAACGAUAGGUUUGAGAAAACAUCACAUUUUUUGUUAUUAGGGUUGGAUAAAAUAAAGUUUCCUUUUUUCCGUCAUGAAUGCAGGGUAUUUAAGAUAAUUCCUUUAGUGUCACAUGAAUGAUCAGGAUAUUUUAAGGGUUUGAUAGAUCACACUCGUGGCUUAAAAUAACUUUCAAGUUAAAACAUUGUAUAACCACCUUGCCACAUUUGGAAAUACUUACGGUGUUGUUUCCUGUCCAAAUAAUCCAACAACAAUUCAUCUUACAAUAAAUUUGAAAACUAUCAAGAAUUGUUCCUUAAAACUUUUUAUUUCUAGUCAGCUUUAAAUGUGUCAAAUGAACAUUUUAAAGCAAAUUUGAUUGCAUGUAUCAUUAUAACUCAGUGGAAGAGGUGACUGAUUAUGAAAGCUGGCAAAAAAUACCAUAAGGAAGCAGUGUUGCUGCUGUGUAUGUUGGGAUCUCUGUGACUGUCCACAAAAUUGUAUUUUUUUAUCAUUUUCAAUGAUUGAAUUAAAUGGAAUUUUAUUUUGGUCAUAUAGUUCAAUGCAAAUGGAGUAAUUUUGAACAAUAAGCAUGGUCAGGUUUGAUAAGAUCCUCACAAUAACAUACUUACUCUCAGAAGUGAUUAACAUGUUACUUCUCCCUUUGAUAUUGAUACAUUACCCAGCAAACAGUUAAAGAGAAUACUCCGACUUAUCAGGCAGAGGCUGUUUUCUUGAUCUAACAACAAAUUCUUUUUUCAUUUGAAAAGGUAAUGUUUAACUGCCAGAAGGGAGAAUUCACAAUCAGAUCUUGGGGAGUAAACUAAAGAGCAGGUGGGAAUUAUCCUCAAGAACGUAAAUUAUUACUCUUUCUUUAUUGGGGCCUCAGAGAAUCAAACUGGUACAUGUAUGAUAAGUGUUGUUUGGAUGGAUCAUCAACUGCCACAGGAUAACACUGAUUAGUUUACUAGAACAGUGGAUAGUAUUGAAGGUGCAUGCUUUGCUAUUAACCUUCUAAUAACUCCCCAGUGAUUUGCACUGAUAAAUAUUUUAAUUGUUGCAGGAAUAAAUGAGUUAAAAUCA
Messenger RNA from Pocillopora damicornis (cauliflower coral), 1942 nucleotides. RefSeq names its product gamma-glutamylcyclotransferase. Lineage: Eukaryota; Metazoa; Cnidaria; Anthozoa; Scleractinia; Pocilloporidae. Gene Ontology annotation, molecular function: gamma-glutamylcyclotransferase activity. The record is from RefSeq and is a predicted model, not a curated record.